AUCAAGUUGACUCCACAGCUGAAGCGAUUGCUAGCUAGCUGGUUUCGUCGUCGGUGUUUAUUAUGUGCGUUGUUUGUUCCAUUCUGUAUUCUUUCUUAAACGGCUUUUAUUUUUACAAUUAUUCGUAGUUGGAGGAAAAUGGAAGUUUGACCUGUCAAAUUGUGGAUAACAGAUAAUUUUUUCAUUUUAGAAGUCAAUCAGCAAAAACUUGAGUUGUAAGAUAUUAAAGUCUGUGUCUAUAUAUUAAAAAUAAAUUAUCACGUAGUCUAUCAGCAACUACUAUAGUAUCAAACGUCAGCAGCAAAAUUUUCAGAAAUGAGCAGUUAUUAAUUAUAUGCUACACGAAUUGGAAUCGUAAUUUUCCUACCCGUGAAAAGUGAAGUAAAGUGAAAAGUAAAAUAUAUUAAAAAUGAAUGUGCAGUAAAAAGUAAGACAUUUGUUGUGAAGUAAAAUGACGGCUAAAUUUUUGGCUGUAAAGGGUUGACCGAAUACUCCACAUAAUUUAAACACCAAACCUUAAGCUUAUAUGGUUUAAUAAAAACUUCGUUAUAAAAGAACUAUUUUUGAAAGAUUUUCAUACAUUUUUUAUGCGUUAUAUAUAUGUAGAAGUAUGCGUGUAACAUCAUACUGCCACAAUUGUAAGUUCCCAGAUAGUGACUACGUUUUUAUUCAAUGGAAAUUAUCAUUGUAUGUGGCAACAUGCUGAAAGUGAAAUAGAUCCACCAUAUAAUUGUUUACAUGAAAAUAAUAAUGCAAAACCAUUGAUUUAUAAAUUGGUACAAUUUAAAUGUUAUAAUAAGUCCUGAAAAAAUUACUCCAAACAUGAUGCAAUCAACACAAUCAACGCAUGGUGUUAGCUCUAAUCUCUAUCACCAAUUGGUGCAACGUGAAUUGAAUCUGUGGCCACAACGCAAUCCUCGAACAUUUACUGGGCAUUUAUAUACGGAACGCUAUCGAGUUGCAAAUAAUUUAUUCAAGACUGAUUUGCGAGCUCAUUACGGCUGUGUGAAUGCUAUAGAAUUUUCAAAUGGUGGAAGAUAUCUUGCAUCGGGCGGUGAUGACAAACGUGUACUUAUAUGGGAUGUUGAAAAAGCAAUUGCCCAUCAUGGACGUCCGCGCGUAUUGCAAACGGAACAUACCAGUAAUAUCUUCUGUUUAGGCUUCGAUCGUUGUAAUCGUAUUGUGUUAUCUGGUGGAAAUGAUGAUUUGGUAAUAGCACACGAUUUUGAGACCGGAAAACUUGUCAAUGUCUUCAAACACAACAAUCCUGUAUAUGGCUUAUCCAUUGAUCCCAAAUGUGAUAGUAUUUUUGCGACAGCAUGUGAAGAUGGACAAAUUUUGGUGUUCGAUCAACGUGUGGACACGGCCGAUCCGUUAGUGGUAGCUCAACAGCAUACGUCAUUUCAUGCAGUUGAAUUUCAUCCAGCUGGUGGGAAUUUUUUAGUAACUGCUAAUUCAAAAAGAGGAGCUGCUUUUUGGGAUAUACGUAAACCGCAUCAUCCUGUUAUACAAUAUGGCGGUCAUGUGGAUGAUCCACCAAGUUGUAUGAGUGUACGAUUCAAUACGAGUGGAAGUCUUAUAUUAGCGCUGCGUCGUCGUCUACCACCGAUUCUUUAUAACACACAAUCGCCGGAACCGGUUUGCACAUUUUACCAUGGAAAUUAUUAUAAUUCAUGCACCAUGAAAAGUUGUACAUUUGCGGGAGAAAACGAUGAAUUUGUCCUAUCUGGUUCUGACGAUUUCAACCUUUAUGUAUGGCGUGUGUCCGAUGUGAACUUGGAGAGGACUGAUCAAUGGGUAGAGAAUACACAAAUGGUCUUAUACGGUCAUCGUUCCAUUGUAAAUCAAGUUCGUUACAAUCCCCAAAAAUGUCUCCUAGCCUCUUCUGGAGUUGAAAAGAUUGUGAAGCUUUGGAGUCCGUUUAAUCAGAAAAAUUGGACGGGUUCGUUGUUGGAAAAGGCAAAAUGUCCCGAAAAUCCUAGAGAAUUGUAUUUACCCUAUAAUAUAUCUUCAAUGUCUACGUCACCACAUAGUUGGUCACAUAUGUCACAUGACUAUAGUAGUCGCAAUACCAACGAAGAUCCUCGUAUGAUGGCGUUCUUUGAUUCAUUAAUCCAACAGGAAAUCGAAAGUUGGGAUGCGGAUAGCUCAACAGAUUCCUCACAUAACUCAGACGCCACUCAUUCAUGUUCUAGCUCGAAUGAUAGUUCGGACAGUAGUCUGGAUGAUGAAAGCGAUGAUGACGACGAUGAUGAUGAUGAUGAUGAUGAUGAUGGUGGAGCCACUGCUGCUGAGGUUAUUAGUGUCCCUGUUAGCGUACCUACAGGAAAUGGUGUAAUACGUGAACGUCCCACAAGACAUGUCAAACGUCGUCUCACUAAACGAAAAGAUCUUAAACGCCGUAAAUCCAUGUUAAGAAAAAAAGCUAAACCUCAGCGUCAUGCUUUUGCCAACCGCAUUGCUUACUUAAUUGCCACCAAACGCAGUCGCCUACGUCGUUUAGCAAUAAAAGGGGCCUCUCUGGGAAAUAGGCGACCCUUUAAAAUUAUAAAAGUUUGUGAUAACAGUUCAAGAAAAUGUGAGGCAAGCGGUAGCAAAUCGAUACGCUCUCGUUCACAAGUUAAGCGUCAUCAAGCAUCUCACCGACGGAGUCACAAUUUAUCACGUAGAAAUAAUUUUACUAUCGAUCAAGAUGCGUUAAGUGGCACUAUUGCAUCUACCUCAACUGCAGUGGCAUCUGGUCAGGUAAUCGCCAGUACAACACCAGAAGCAGCAACGAUAGCAGGGGGAACAAACAGUCACCGUUACCAACGUAGAAAAUACAAAAAGCGUAGUGUCUGUGACACAUCCUCUGAUGAUGGAAGAGACAUAUCGGCUUCCGUUUUGACUAUUCCUAAUAAUGCUCCCAGCACAAGCACGGGAAUAACUACAACACUGAAAGAUGACAUAAUUCGUUUAAGGCAACAUCAGCAACACAUAAUUGACUCCGAUGAGUACGAAGACGAAGAGGAGCCAUCGUCAUCAUCGUCGGCGCUUCAACGUCGCAGUCAUAACAUCGCCGAAGUCGAGGUCGAUCCGACCGUACAGCCGACAAAAAAAUUGAAUGGAGUGCGUCGCAUUAAUGACGCUGCAGCCAGGGAGCGUACCAAUAUUCUUAAUGAACCGAAUAUGAAUUCAGAACGUCUGAUUAGUUUUAGCGUGGAGCGUGUCAUCAACGAACACUCUCCCAUCCAUACGAACUCCAGACAAUUGACUGAAAAUCCACAGCUAUUAUCCAGCGACUCUUCUUCCACAACACCCAUUAUAAAUAAUACCGUGUCUGGCGCAAUAGAAUCAACUCAACUACCUCAAACACAAAACGCCGAUUCGCUUUUCAAUAUAAGUAACAUUAGCGAUGGCAGUGUCCACAACAAUCACACCAAUAUUAAUAAUAGUAGCGGGAGUAGCAUCAGCCACAUUGUCAUACCAAGUCGCCGGCGUCGUGCUCACAUGGCGUUUUCGGACAACUACUCGAGUCAUUCGAACUCCAGACUAUCGAACAGUAGUUACGCCGACGAGGCAGUCGAAUCGUCAGCAUCAUCUUCAUAUAUUGUUAGCGAUGUAGUGCCCGAAGCCAACGAAAAUGGUCUAAAUGGCAGCAAUGUUGGAACUAGUGGCAACGACGAUACCACACAUAGUGCACACAUCUAUUCCACGCCACUAAAACGGCGCCGCAUUACCAUAAUACCGACCGGCGAUGAUGGUGAGGUUGGUUCUGACACCGAAGCCGCUACUAAAUGGAAUCACGAUAACAACAACAGCAAUAGCAAUAUGUUACACAACGAUCAUGACUAUCCGAUUAGCAGCAGCAGUAUACAUAACGUCAGCGGCCAUAACAGUUUCCAUCACAACUCAAUGGAACUGAAUGGCAUUUGUGUAGGUGACGACGAUACAACUGAGGUAGCUGCAUCCAGUUUGCAAAAAUUACACCAUAGAAGCAUUAGCAAUGGCAGCGUGAAUAACAAUACCAACAAUGCUAGUCACCACAGCUACGAAUUAAAUCGCGAGCAUAACGCGCAUGCGCACACAUUGUUGCUACGUACUCCCGAUAGUGGUAUCAGUAUAGGUGCCACAGUGACACCCGGCCAAACGAGCACCAUUUGCCCCAGCUCAAGUGAUUCGACAACUAGUCGCUGGCAUCACAGCAACGGCGGAGGCAUGCUCAGUAGCGAUGGCGGGGCAACGCCCAACAACAGUGGAACUGUAAUUAGCCAUCGCAUGUUACCGCUUUGCGACGACAACACAAAUGCGACAAUGGGAUUGUUUCAGCAAAAGGUGGCGCGUGUGCGACGCAAUUAUCGCAAGAAAUUCGCUGAAGACUCUGAUGAAAGUGAUUAAUUGACUGAACAUGAACAUAACUACAAACAAACAAAACGGAAUAGAAACAAAACAUUUUUUUUUUAAGAAAAACGAAAAAAAAGUUUAUAGAUGGUCCACUAUUUACAUGCAUUAAUUGCUAGUUGCUAAUAGAGUACGAAAUCUUUCAGAAUUCAAAAUAAACUUAUAUCAGCCGUAUACAACAUGCUGAUUCGCCGCAUUAUUUGGCUGCAUAACAAAAACAGUAACUCAUUAAAAUUAACUUACAUACGAAACUUAUUUCAUAAGAACAAUUCAAAAUUAAUGACAUUUUCUGUGAAUACCUAAAAGCGUAUAAAUAUACUUACGAAAUUAUUAACCAUUA
Molecule: messenger RNA, 4720 nt
Organism: Zeugodacus cucurbitae (melon fly)
Lineage: Eukaryota; Metazoa; Arthropoda; Insecta; Diptera; Tephritidae
Product: DDB1- and CUL4-associated factor 5
Exons: 10
Coding region: 823-4377 (1184 amino acids)
Biological process (GO): negative regulation of fatty acid biosynthetic process
Cellular component (GO): cytoplasm; Cul4-RING E3 ubiquitin ligase complex
Molecular function (GO): protein binding
Source: RefSeq, a predicted model, not a curated record